This is a messenger RNA of Pelagomonas calceolata, 552 nucleotides long. Lineage: Eukaryota; Pelagophyceae; Pelagomonadales; Pelagomonadaceae. The record is from the annotation of a GenBank genome assembly.
GGGGGACCCUUCUUAGUCUGUCUAGGCCCGGGCACGCUUGGACCCGAGUGGCAUCAUCGUGAUGCCCCGGCGCUUCAUCUUGGCCAACGGCUUCGCGCCGGGUCGCGCUUCUUGCAACGGCGACCACGGCGCGUCCGGCCUCGGCGUCGCCGCCCACGACGCGACGGGCGGCGGUGGCGCCCACGGCGCGGUCAGCUCCGGGCGCGCGGGCGGCGGCAUCGGCACUGCCUCCUCGGCCGUCGGCCAGCGCUGCCAGAGCGCGGCCGUCGGCGCGGGCUCGGGAACCGCCGGCCAGCGCUGCCAGAGCGCAGCCGUCGCGGGCGCGGCCGUCGGCGCAGGCUCGGGCGCCGCGGGCUGCCAGAGCUCGGCCGUCGGCGCGGGCGCCGGCCGUUGCCAGAGCUCGGUCGUCGGCGCGGCGGCGGGCUCGGGCGCCGCGCGCUUCCGCGGGUCGUAGCGGAGAGGUAGGAUGGAUAUGGGCCGGCGCUUGGCGCGCGCGAGGGGCCGCGGCUGCCGCGCCGGCGCGCGGUCGGCGAGGCGCGGGCGCGGGAGCUG